CACAUGGAGGAACCAGGUGCAAAGCCUCAGGGCUAUGGGAUUCCAAGAGUACAUGGAUGUGAGGAACAGAACAAUAAAAAGACAGAAACUUCAGGGCAAGUCUGGCUACAGUGACCGAAAUAUCUCAGCACUGUGACCCUCAGUUUUCUGGACUUUGCUACAGUGAGUGAGCUGGCCUAUCAUGAGAACCUUUGGUUAUGCAAAGACUGAGAGCCUGAAGCAACAGUAGGAAACAGCUGCAGCAUACAAAGUCUUCUCUGACAUUGUUGAGGUCUGAGCCUGUUGCAGGACAUAAGCCAACAAUCUCCUUGGAUCCUCCUCGAUGCAGGGGACUGUUUCUCUGUAGUGAAGAGCCUGACAUGCCCCUUCCUUUGCUUUGCUUCAGCCUCCUCCUGAAACCUGUGUAUACAUCAACAGAGAUAUUUCUGAUCCAUUGUGGUUAUUAUGGAAAGACCAACACCUACAUGGAGGCAGAUGUUAACCUUGCUACAUUUAUUCCCAUUUCCAUUCCACUUGAUCUAUCCCAAAAUGACCAGAACUUUUUUGACACAGAACCAAGUCUACGAUGGAAUUUCGACCUACUGAAAUGGAGAAACUAUCAAUAUUUGCUGACCUUAUACUUUGCCAUUGAAGAGAUCAACAAGGACUCAAACCUGCUUCCCAAUAUGACCUUGGGUUUUCACAUCUACAAUGCCUUUAAUUCUAACAAAAUGACCUUGAAGGGCCCUCUGAUGUGGCUGUCUGGAAGAAGUGAGUAUAUCCCUAACUACAAGUGCAACACUCAACACAAAGCUCUAGGAAUCAUUUCAGGAAAAAAGCCGGAAUUUUCUGCUGCAAUUGAAACACUUUCAGAGCUCUACAAUGUCCCACAAGUAAGUUAGAAACAUAUUUUUAAGCACAACCACAUCUUAGACCUGACUGAAACAAACAAACCAACAAAAGAACAAUAACAGAAGAAACAAAAGAAAACAGAAAAGUGGAUUAUGUUUACUGUAGGCAGAUUUCAAAUAGUAGUGAACAAAUUAUUUUGAUUUAGCAAUAGUUAACAGAUGACAGAGUGUGGUGAAAACCAUGGACAGCAAAUUCUGGGAAUUUCUAAGCAGAUCACUUAGUAGUAUCCAUGAUUCUAUCUUCAAACAAACGAUUGUGUACUGUGGAUACUCAGUCUGCAUUUGACCAUAAGUCAAAUUCUACAGCAAAGAUUCCUAACUACCCAAUCUAGCAUAUAAACAUCUUAAAAUUCCUAUGGUUGUCAAUACUGGACAUAUGGAAAAAGAAAGUCGAGGAAAUGUAACUAAGUUUUUGGAACAAUGUUUAACGCCAUCACCGAUGAAA
Molecule: messenger RNA, 1335 nt
Organism: Meriones unguiculatus (Mongolian gerbil)
Lineage: Eukaryota; Metazoa; Chordata; Mammalia; Rodentia; Muridae
Product: vomeronasal type-2 receptor 26-like
Exons: 2
Coding region: 360-881 (173 amino acids)
Biological process (GO): G protein-coupled receptor signaling pathway
Cellular component (GO): membrane
Molecular function (GO): G protein-coupled receptor activity
Source: RefSeq, a predicted model, not a curated record